Paraglomus brasilianum is the source of this 378-nucleotide messenger RNA. The record is from the annotation of a GenBank genome assembly. Lineage: Eukaryota; Fungi; Glomeromycota; Glomeromycetes; Paraglomerales; Paraglomeraceae.
AUGUUGUCUGUAUCAAAUGCUCCACAUUCCGGUACAACAUAUUUUAGCAGACCACUUGAACAAUGGAGCUUGCUGUCGUUUUUAAAGAGAAAGAGACCUGCCAUGGUGGCGCAAGAGCUAGACUAUAACAAUGAGCAUACAUUUUACGAAAAUACCAUCAAGCAGGUAUUUGAUGAUACAAAAAGACAAAAGCUGCUUGUUGACUUUGAGGCCGAAAAAAUGUCAGAGGGUGUUGCAAAGUUUUGGUUAGUAUUAGGGUGGUGUCAGCAAUAUGGUGGAAACAACCAAGCCUUGAUACCACCCAAAACCAGAGGCUUUUUUGACGAAAUAUUGAGGCAGAAGUCAUAUAACUAUGAUCUCUUGCAAAAGGGAGCUAUG